AACUGCAGUUUCCCAAAGAAACUUCCGCCCCUGAGUUUCUCACUUCCCAAUUUCAGGGCAAUUCUACAGUAUAGAAGCAUAGUAUUGGCUGCUGCCGCGCUGCAUCUGCAGCUGGAAGUUCUAAUUCCGACAGUGGUUUCUAUCCGUAUGAGGUUCUCGGUGUGAACCCCUGAUUGAGGGGUUUGACAUAGUUAAGGCAGCGUUUAAGAAAAAAAGACAAGGCUAUGAGCAACAGUGACAAAGAAGCUGCUGCUGCUACAGUAUGUAUCAUAUUCAUUAUGCAGCUGGAGAAAGCAACAUAUGAUGGCACAACUAACAAACAGGAAGAAAGGCAUGACAUUCUGUUCUUUCAAGGUUCACCAAGUCCAGUGUACAAGCUAUGUGUGUCAACCUGGCAAUUUCUGCCGUAUUUUGAAUUGGAUGCUGCAAAUCCAGUUAUUCUCCUUGAUUUAGACACUUGUAUGUCAAUUCAGAAAGAUACACCUCGCUUUUGCAGUUUUGCCAGACAUCUCUUUCCUGGCUCCAAUGACUUCAAGCACUAGCAUCCCAAAACUAUACAUAUCUGAUACACAGAGGCAUAAGGAUAUCCAUCGUACUUUUCCUAAGGAAUCUCUUCAUGUAUCAUAUGUCCAGUCCCAUUCUGUUAUAUAAUCAACUCAUUGGCUUGUGGAAGAACAUGGAUGAUGAGAUCCUCAAGGCCACCGUCAUGAAGUGGCAAGAACCAGUGGGCCAGAUUCUCCUCGCUCCUCAUUCUCAAAUCUGCAAGCAGUGCAAGGCUCGCUGGUACUAGUGGCUCGAUCCCUCCAUCAAAAAGGUCCCUGCAUUCUUCAUCUUCUUCUUGCUG
This is a messenger RNA of Fragaria vesca subsp. vesca, 844 nucleotides long. RefSeq lists its product as uncharacterized. The coding region runs from base 225 to 542 and encodes 105 amino acids. NCBI's taxonomy places the organism in Eukaryota, Viridiplantae, Streptophyta, Magnoliopsida, Rosales, Rosaceae. The record is from RefSeq and is a predicted model, not a curated record. The transcript is spliced from 5 exons.